Molecule: messenger RNA, 2785 nt
Organism: Ceratotherium simum simum (southern white rhinoceros)
Lineage: Eukaryota; Metazoa; Chordata; Mammalia; Perissodactyla; Rhinocerotidae
Gene: LDLR
Product: low density lipoprotein receptor
Biological process (GO): receptor-mediated endocytosis
Cellular component (GO): signaling receptor complex; plasma membrane; apical plasma membrane
Molecular function (GO): protein binding; calcium ion binding; hormone binding
Source: RefSeq, a predicted model, not a curated record
GGGCCGACACAGCUGACAGGGGCCGGUGCCGGGGCGCUGCUGGCGGAGGCCGGGACCAUGAGACUCGCGGGCUGGGGGCUGCGCUGGGCCAUCGCCCUGCUGCUCGCCGCGGCGGGGGCUGCAGUGGAAGACAAAUGUGGGAGAAAGGAGUUCCAGUGCCGAGACGGGAAAUGCAUCUCCUACAAGUGGGUUUGCGACGGGAGCGCUGAGUGCCAGGAUGGCUCUGAUGAGUCCCCGGAGACAUGCAUGUCUGUCACCUGCAUGGCGGGAGACUUCAGCUGUGGGGGCCGUGUCAACCGCUGCAUUCCUCAUUUCUGGAGAUGUGACGGCCAGACGGACUGCGAGAACGGCUCGGACGAGCAAGGCUGUCCCCCCAAGACGUGCUCCGAGGACGAGUUCCGCUGCCACGACGGGAAGUGCAUCGCCCGGGAGUUCGUGUGUGACUCGGACCGGGACUGCCUGGACGGCUCCGACGAGGCGUCCUGCCCCGCGCCCACCUGCGGCCCCGCCAGCUUCCAGUGCAACAGCUCCGCCUGCAUCCCCGAGCUGUGGGCCUGCGACGGUGACCCCGAGUGCGACGACGGCUCGGACGAGUGGCCGGAGCGCUGCGGGGGCCGCGACACGUCGGCGCCCCGGGGGGACGCGGGCCCCUGCUCCGCGCUGGAGUUCCACUGCCGCAGCGGCGAGUGCAUCCACUCCAGCUGGCGCUGCGACGGCGGCCCCGACUGCAGGGACAAGUCCGACGAGGAGAGCUGCGCCGUGGCCACGUGCCGGCCUGACGAGUUCCAGUGCUCCGACGGGACCUGCAUCCACGGCAGCCGACAGUGCGACCGGGAGUAUGACUGUAAGGACAUGAGUGACGAGCUCGGCUGCAUCAAUGUGACCCUGUGCGAGGGCCCCAACAAGUUCAGGUGCCACAGUGGCGAGUGCAUCACCCUGGACAAAGUGUGCGACUCGGUCAGGAACUGCCAGGACUGGUCGGACGAGCCCCUCAAGGAGUGCGGGACCAACGAGUGUCUGGACAACAAGGGCGGCUGCUCCCACAUCUGCAAUGACCUCAAGAUCGGCUAUGAGUGCCUGUGCCCCGAGGGCUUCCGGCUAGUGGACCAGCGGAGAUGCGAAGACAUCGACGAGUGCCAGGACCCCGACGCCUGCAGCCAGCUCUGCGUGAACCUCGAGGGCGGCUACAAGUGCGAGUGUGAGGAGGGCUUCCAGCUGGACCCCCUCACCAAGUCCUGCAAGGCCACGGGCACCAUCGCCUACCUCUUCUUCACCAACCGCCACGAGGUGAGGAAGAUGACGCUGGACCGCGGCGAGUACACCAGCCUCAUCCCCAACCUGAAGAACGUGGUCGCCCUGGACACGGAGGUCGCCAGCAACAGAAUCUACUGGUCCGACCUGUCCCAAAGGAAGAUCUACAGCACCCAGAUCGACAAAGCCCCCAGCUUCUCCUCCUACGACACCGUCAUUGGCGAGGACCUGCAGGCCCCCGACGGGCUGGCAGUGGACUGGAUCCACGGCAACAUAUACUGGACUGACUCCGUCCUGGGCACCGUCUCCGUGGCCGACACCAAGGGGGUGAAGAGAAAGACGCUCUUCAGGGAGAAAGACUCUAAGCCGCGGGCCAUCGUGGUGGAUCCCGUGCACGGCUUCAUGUACUGGACGGACUGGGGAACCCCGGCCGAGAUCAGGAAGGGGGGCCUGAACGGCGUGGACAUCUACUCGCUGGUCACGGAGGACAUCCAGUGGCCCAAUGGCAUCACGCUGGAUCUUUCCAGUGGCCGGCUCUACUGGGUUGACUCCAAGCUCCACUCCAUCUCCAGCAUUGACGUCAACGGAGGGAACCGGAAGACCAUUCUGGAGGACAAGAAGAAACUGGCACACCCCUUCUCCUUGGCCGUCUUUGAGGAUAAAGUAUUUUGGACGGAUAUCAUCAAUGAAGCCAUUUUUAGUGCCAACCGCCUCACGGGCUCGGACAUUAAUUUGAUGGCAGAAAACCUGUUGUCGCCGGAGGAUAUUGUCCUUUUCCACAACCUCACGCAGCCCAGAGGGGUGAACUGGUGUGAGAGGACCGCCCUCCGCAACGGCGGCUGCCAGUACUUGUGUCUCCCGGCCCCGCAGAUCAACCCCCACUCGCCCAAGUUCACCUGUGCCUGCCCCGACAGCAUGGUGCUGGCCACGGACAUGCGGAGCUGCCUCACAGAGACUGAAUCUGUUGUGACCACCCGGGGGCCCUCUACGGUGAGGAUGACGGUCAGCUCAACAGCCAGCUCGACGGCCGUGGGGCCGAAGCACACAGCCAGCCCGGGGUCCGUGGCCAGCCCUGAGCUCACCACAGCCGAGACGGUGACAGUGUCCCACCAAGCCCUGGGCGACGCUGUGGGUAGAGGCGGCGAGGAGAGGCCCAGGAGCGUGGGGGCUCUGUACAUCGUGCUCCCUGUCGCGCUGCUCAUCGUCCUGUGCUUCGGGACCUUCCUCCUCUGGAAGAACUGGCGGCUGAAGAGCAUCAACAGCAUCAACUUUGACAACCCCGUGUACCAGAAGACCACGGAGGACGAGGUGCACAUCUGCCGCAGCCAGGACGGCUACUCCUACCCCUCGAGACAGAUGGUCAGCCUGGAGGACGACGUAGUGUGAGCCACUGCCUCGAGGCCUGUGGCUCCCCGGAACCUGCUGGGCAGGAAGAGCGCUUUCUCCCUGGACCCGUGACCUGCCCCAACCCUUCCCAAGACCUCGACGCCCUCCUGUUGCGUUCAAAGCAAGAAGUGACCGAGAGCACCGCCGU